AUGGCAGAUAUUUUGCAAGACCAGCUUGCAGAAAUUCCCGCUAAGCAACCGCCAAAGAAGAGAUCGCUAUUCAACAGACCUGUUCCUAAACCUGUCACUGCAGUGACGGAAGAAGACGAAGCGGUAGACUUCUUCAGGAGAUCUCGUGAGGUCUUCCCUCAGCAUUUGAACGAACAGCGACGCAGACGAGAGAAAAAGGCGGCCAAGACAGAGCGUAAAAGGUCUUCAGCAAGCAUCGAGAAAACAGAAACCACUUCCUCGCAGGAAAAGCGGAGGCGUCUUUCAUCACAAGGCGCCCAUAGCUCAGACGAAGAUACCAGCAGAAGACGAAAAGAAUCAACCCAACCUACAACCCCGAGUCGUGUUUCGCAAAGGGGUCUUAAUACGGCGUCUGAUGCCUCACCGAAAACACUUUCCGGCCGUUAUAGCCGAGAACUGCGAGCGAAGCCAGAGGGUACACCUGCUAAAGUGCCAGAAAUUACCACACUUAGUGACACCGAAAGUGAUAAAGACGAAGAGCCAAUCCUGAUCACAGGAAAGCCUGCUCAGACUUUUACCAUCGAUGAUGAUAGCGACUACACGGCGAAGUCUAUUGCUCUCAGUGACGAUGACCAGUCCUCGGAGGAUGAGUAUUCAGAAUUACUUCAACAGGCGAAGGAGCGUGCGAGACAAAAACUCGUAGAGCAAAAUGCAGCGAAAGAUUUGGAGCAACGGAAUCACAUGCCAAGCUCAAAUGACAUGAUUGACGAUGAUCUUUUUCAGAUGGACGAGCCCAAAAAGGACGCUGACCCAGUCUUAGAAAUCUUGGUUACUUCUCACAUAGACGGGUCAAAGCCAGUAAUUGCUAAGCGAAAAUUGAAGAGCCGGCUUCAGGAAGUGAGAAAGACUUGGUGCGACAAGCAGGUUCUGCAUGGGCAACCCAUGUUUCCAUCGGCCGAAUCGAAGAAUUGCGUGUUCUUGACUUACAAAGGAAAGCGCCUGUACGAUCUUACAACUUGCGAUUCGCUUGGUCUAACGAUUGAUACGGAAGGUAGGUUGGUAAACAAUGACCAAGGAGAAAUGAAGGGUAGGGUUCAUUUGUUUGCAUGGACUCCAAAUCUAUUCGAGGAAUAUCAGAGGAACGAAGCUAGGAAACGACGAGGCCUUGAAGAAGAGGAAAAUUCACAGGAAGUGGAGGAGAAAAGAAUUAGAAUCAUACUAAAAUCAAAGAACCAUGGUCAGCAUAAGCUGAUGGCCCGGGCAGCCAUAACUUUCGAUCAAAUUGCGGCAGCUUUCCGGAAAGAAAAGGCAAUUUCAAACGAUGAAGAGGUGACGCUCCAGUAUGAUGGAGAAACGCUUGAUCCUGAGAUGAUCAUUGGGGAUUCGGAAAUCGAGGACUUGGAUGUUAUAGAGGUUCAUAUAAAGUGA
This is a messenger RNA of Glarea lozoyensis ATCC 20868, 1407 nucleotides long. Its product is annotated as Ubiquitin-like protein. The record is from RefSeq and is a predicted model, not a curated record. The coding region runs from base 1 to 1407 and encodes 468 amino acids. The transcript has 2 exons. Lineage: Eukaryota; Fungi; Ascomycota; Leotiomycetes; Helotiales; Helotiaceae. Gene Ontology annotation, molecular function: protein binding.